GUGUCUGAGACCGAAAACUCCUCUCCGUAAACCUGGAAAUAAUUUCUCCGUACAGGUCAGUAUUAUUGCAACCUACGGUUUCCUUUUUACACAUUCUGUCAAGUUUAGUUUAGCGAGUCCACUUGUAAGUUCUUGUGUUUACGACUUCAAGUUUCUUCACGCAGACGGCCGACUGAGCCCCGACAGGAAGAUGGUUCCAGUGAAACUCCUCAUUCUGGGAGCUCAGAACACUGGAAAAACAGCACUGUGCGUUCGUUUUAUAACCAAGCGCUUCAUCGGCGAAUACGACCAUAAGAAGGAGGUGACCUACAGGUGCAGUCGGGCGCUGGACCAGGAAGCUGUUGAUCUGGAGAUUUUGGAUAUAGCUUGUAAGGAGGGCUCUGUGGCGUCUCUGGAGUCGUCCAUCCGCUGGGCGGACGGCUUCCUGCUGCUCUACUCCAUCACGCAACGCCUCAGCUUCCUGGACGUCCCACGGCUCAAGAAGCUCAUCGAGCAAACCAAGCAGAGUCUGGUUGUGCCUACAGUGCUGGUAGCCAACAAGGCGGACCUGGAGAUCGGCAGGGAGGUGACAACAGAGGAAGGACAGAGGCUGGCCAAGGAUUUACGGUGCGGGUUCAGGGAGCUGUCGGUGGCAGAAGCUGUUUUAGCUGUGGAAGCAGCCGUGUUUCAGCUCAUCAGGCUGGUGUGGGACCAGCAGCGUCCUCUGCCGGACCGCCGCUCCUACAUGCUGACGGUCCGCCACGCUCUGACCAGGAAGCUGACCCGAUCCAAGACCAUGCAGUGGUGACGACCGCUGCAAAGCAACAAGCAAAAGGUUGCUCGUUUUGGGGUGAUUUUCCUGCACAGUUCCAGUUCAGCUUUAAGGUCAUCUGGAAAGAGAGGUGAACGAGGUCACGACUUGGGAUUCAAAUGGUUGGGCGAUGGAUGACAUCGGCUCAUCUCUUUAAGGGGUGAGAGUCCAGGCAGCUAAUCAGAGGGAGAAACUGCUGCUUUUCUGGGAAGAGACGAUAUAAAGAGGCCUCAAUACACACUCGAGGGCGGACGGUGUUCCUUUUUAUCACAGUUAGAUGCAUUAUUUACUGUCAACAUGUGUUCCGUCAUCAUCUGUUGAAGCCGUACACCCUGUGAGCGGUGAGACAAAAUGGCUUUUGUCAGGAUGCGUCCACACGAGAUCUAGUUUUUUUUUU
Cyclopterus lumpus (lumpfish) is the source of this 1187-nucleotide messenger RNA. RefSeq lists its product as uncharacterized. Bases 191 to 787 code for a protein of 198 amino acids. The record is from RefSeq and is a predicted model, not a curated record. The transcript has 7 exons. Lineage: Eukaryota; Metazoa; Chordata; Actinopteri; Perciformes; Cyclopteridae. Gene Ontology annotation, molecular function: GTPase activity; GTP binding.